CAUUAGACAGAGGAGGGUGGGGCGCCAGUAAAGAUUUCUUAAUGGGCUCUUCAGUCUUCUCGUCCAUCUGCUGUGAUGACAAACGCGCAGCUUGUCCACAUCAGCCUGCUCUGCAAACAAGUCCUUCAUUUCACCUCAAAAAGAUUACUUCCAGCCCCUUCACCCAAAGCUGGAGCCUCACUUCUUUCAGCACUUUCCACUCCCGGGGAUGAAAAAGUGAGUUUUUCUGGAUUAUUUGAAGGAAUACGUGAAUGUCUGAUCACCUUCCGAGCGCAUGGGGCUCUCCAUCCCGUCCGGAUCCGAGUGACGCUAUCCGUUGGGCCUCGGCGCCGACCUCGCAGUGGAGACCAUGCCGUCCCUGCACCAUGGAGCCAUUUUCAUCGGUGCCUUCCUCAUCGUGACGGGCGGCUCCACCGCCUUCCUGGCGUCGUCGCAGAGCCGCCUACAGCCCUUCUCCCUGUGCUGUGUGGUGCUGGGGGUGGUCAUGCUCAUCUUGGGGCUCUUCUGGGCCAUGAACAGCAAGGGCACCUCCAACUACGACCAGCAGGAGUUCGACCCCGACUGCCCUCACUACCCUUACAAUGAGUACGCUGGUUACAGCAGCCAUGCCCUCUUUGCGCACGACGCCACUCGCUUCCCGGAGUCCCAAUCGGUCUUUAUGCCAGGGACACUGGAUUGCCAACGACAAGGCACUCGCAGCGAGGACUUUGACUACCCCCCCAUGGAUCACGGUGGCUUCAGCCCGUCGCCGCAUCCUCCCCCCUGGCUGGGACCUCCGCCUCCCUACGAGGUGGCCAUCAAAACCACGUGCAGCUCCACGCACCUGCGUCGCGCCUACUCUGACACGCACCUAGCCGCCGAGCCACUGUUCGGACGCUCCAGAGAGAUUAGCUUUGAGGUUUAAAAGUCACAUCCAACAUCACGCUUAUCUUCAGUAGGGUGAUGUCACGAGUGAGAUGGAGCCGAGCCCGGACGACUUUGGGUGGAGGCGGGUGGGGUACACCUUGGACAGCUUGCCAGGCAAUACCUGGGAAUAAACACUCACACCUAUGCACAAUUCAAGAGUCUUCAAUUAACAUAAUAUGCACGUUUUUGGAGACAUAGAGUGAAUGUAAAAAAAGGUUGACAAACAUGCCAGAAAUGAGAAAAUAGACCAAAUUCAAAACAUUUCCGACAAAUAAUGUAACUCAAUACAGUACGACUCAAUUGAAAUUGUUCAUAUAUUUUCAAAAAAAAGAGGAAUGAAAAGAAAUGAUUGAACUAAUGGGGUUGCAAAUGUGUGCACACCCUCUUAGCUAGGAUGCGGCUGCGCUCAGAAAAAAAACAAUCACAUUGAAACUCAUUUUUAAAUGGGAGUCAGCACACACCUGCCACCAUUAAAAGUGCCUCAGAUUGACCCCAGAUACACUUUGGCUGCUUUAGUAGGAUUUUCCUGCCUUUAUUUUGCUUUCUCGCUAAAGGUUUUGGGCUAAGA
This is a messenger RNA of Syngnathus acus (greater pipefish), 1474 nucleotides long. RefSeq lists its product as uncharacterized. Lineage: Eukaryota; Metazoa; Chordata; Actinopteri; Syngnathiformes; Syngnathidae. The record is from RefSeq and is a predicted model, not a curated record. The coding region runs from base 350 to 904 and encodes 184 amino acids. The transcript has 2 exons.